Molecule: messenger RNA, 4189 nt
Organism: Linum tenue
Lineage: Eukaryota; Viridiplantae; Streptophyta; Magnoliopsida; Malpighiales; Linaceae
Source: the annotation of a GenBank genome assembly
AAUCCCUAAACACAGCUCCCUGUCUAUAAAUACUCGCCAGGAGAUGAUGCUAGAGAGAAGGAAGAAGAGAGAGAAACUUGCAGAGGAAAUAGAGAAGAAGAAGAAGAGGAACUAGAGGAAGGAGAGAGAGAGAGAGAGAGAGAGAGAGAGAGAAAGCACAGGGGGAGAGAAGAUUUCUGGAAGAGGGAAGAGAGGGACUGGGGAACGGCGGCCCUCUCGUUGUCCGUAUUCGAAAUUCUCCGAUCUGCUUGCUCAGGUUGAGCGGGAGGAAUUAUGUCGUCGCUAAGCAGGGAGCUUGUGUUCCUCAUACUUCAAUUUCUGGAUGAAGAGAAAUUCAAGGAGACUGUGCACAAGUUGGAGCAGGAGUCAGGGUUUUACUUCAACAUGCGCUAUUUCGAGGAAAUGGUGACGAAUGGAGAGUGGGAGGAGGUGGAGAAAUAUUUAUCAGGGUUCACCAAGGUUGACGAUAACAGAUAUUCCAUGAAGAUUUUCUUUGAGAUCCGAAAGCAGAAGUAUCUCGAGGCUUUGGACAAGCGUGAUCGUGCCAAAGCUGUGGAGAUUUUGGUCAAGGACUUAAAAGUGUUUGCAGCAUUUAAUGAGGAGCUGUUUAAGGAAAUUACACAGCUGUUGACAUUGGAAAACUUUAGAGAAAAUGAACAGCUGUCCAAGUAUGGAGAUACAAAAUCUGCUAGAAACAUAAUGCUUGGUGAACUGAAGAAGUUAAUAGAGGCUAAUCCUUUGUUCCGAGACAAGCUUCAGUUUCCGACCUUGAAAAAUUCAAGAUUGCGGACUCUAAUUAAUCAAAGUUUAAAUUGGCAACAUCAGCUGUGUAAGAAUCCAAGGCCUAAUCCUGAUAUAAAGACCUUAUUCGUGGACCACAGCUGUGGUGGGCAGCCAAAUGGCGCUCGAGCCCCAUCCCCUGUAACCAAUCCCUUGAUGGGUGCUGUGCCAAAGCCAGGAGGCUUUCCUCCGCUAAAUGCUCAUGGUCCAUUCCAGCCUGCACCUCCUACUUUGCAAACAUCUCUUGCUGGUUGGAUGUCAAACCCAUCUCCUGUCCCUCAUCCAUCAGCUUCUGCUGGACCGAUUGGCUUGGCUGCACCUAAUAAUGCAGCGGCUAUAUUGAAGCGGCCAAGGACUCCUCCAACCAACAACCCGGCCAUGGAUUAUCAAACAGCUGACUCUGAACAUGUUUUGAAAAGAACUAGACCAUUUGGAAUAUCUGAAGAGGUUAAUAAUCUGCCUGUAAAUAUUCUCCCUGUUGCAUAUGCUGGCCACAGCCAUGGGCAGAGUUCCUACUCAUCUGAUGAUCUACCUAAGAACUUUGUUAUGGCUUUGAAUCAAGGCUCGGCAGUGAAGAGUAUGGACUUCCAUCCAUUGCAGCAGAUUUUACUUCUGGUUGGCACCAACAUGGGUGAUGUCAUGGUAUGGGAGCUGGGUAGUCGUGAAAGGAUUGCUUUAAAGAAUUUCAAGGUUUGGGACCUUGGAGCAUGUUCGAUGGGGUUACAGGCAUCUCUUGCUAAUGAUUAUACAGCAUCAGUGAACCGUGUCAUGUGGAGUCCAGAUGGAAGUCUAUUCGGUAUUGCUUACUCUAAGCACAUAGUUCACAUCUAUUCAUACCAUGGUGGGGAUGAUAUAAAGAACCACCUUGAGAUUGAGGCCCACGUUGGAAGUGUAAAUGACCUUGCUUUCUCCUAUCCCAACAAGCAACUGUGUGUAGUCACUUGCGGAGAAGACAGAGUGAUUAAGGUGUGGGAUGCAGCUACUGGCAAUAAGCAGUUCACUUUUGAGGGUCAUGAAGCACCUGUUUACUCUGUGUGCCCACAUCACAAAGAAAAUAUCCAGUUUAUAUUCUCAACUGCAACUGAUGGAAAGAUUAAAGCAUGGUUGUAUGAUACCAUGGGUUCGAGAGUUGAUUAUGAUGCUCCAGGACAUUCAUCAACCACAAUGGCAUAUAGCGCUGAUGGAACAAGAUUGUUCUCUUGUGGGACAAACAAGGAGGGAGAAUCUCAUUUGGUUGAGUGGAAUGAAAGUGAAGGUGCGGUAAAGCGUAGGUAUAAUGGUCUUGGAAAGCGGUCAGUUGGAGUUGUGCAAUUUGAUACUACUAAGAAUCGGUUCUUGGCUGCUGGUGAUGAAUUCAUGGUCAAAUUCUGGGACAUGGACAAUGUCAGUUUAUUGACAAGUAUAGAUGCGGAUGGUGGACUGCCGGCUUCUCCUUGUAUAAGAUUCAAUAAAGAAGGAAUUCUCAUGGCUGUCUCGACUAGUGACAAUAGCAUUAAAGUCCUAGCAAAUUCUGAUGGAAUUAGGCUGCUAAAGACCGUGGAAAAUCGCACAUUUGAUGCUUCCAGAGCCGCUUCUGCAGCUGUUGUCAAGGCCCCUUCAAUACCAAAUUUUGCUGCUGCCAAUCCGAAUCCGGGCACUAGCAUUGGAAAUCCAGCUGCUCCUUUGCCACCCAUGGUUGGAUUGCAGAUUAAUGAUAGCCGAGCUUUGGCUGAUGUUAAACCUAGGAUUACUGAAGAACCCAUGGAGAAGUCCAGGAUCUGGAAAGCAGCAGAAAUUAAUGAGCAAUCGCAGUGUCGUUCUCUGAGGCUUCCUGAUAAUUUAACUGCAAUGAGGGUGGCCAGGUUAAUGUAUACAAAUUCUGGAAUGGCCAUAUUAGCAUUAGCAUCUAAUGCUGUUCAUAAGCUCUGGAAAUGGCAGAGAAAUGAUAGAAACGUUACUGGGAAGGCCACUGCUAGCCUCGCUCCACAAUUGUGGCAACCAUCUAGUGGAAUAUUGAUGACGAAUGAUAUAAGUGAUACAAACCCUGAAGAGGCUGUCCCAUGCUUUGCUCUUUCUAAGAAUGAUUCUUAUGUUAUGUCAGCUUCAGGAGGAAAGAUCUCUCUUUUCAAUAUGAUGACAUUCAAGACAAUGACAACAUUCAUGCCCCCACCACCGGCUGCAACUUUCCUGGCAUUCCAUCCUCAAGACAAUAACAUAAUCGCUAUUGGGAUGGAGGAUUCUUCAAUCCAGAUCUACAAUGUCAGGGUUGAUGAGGUUAAAACUAAGUUGAAAGGUCAUCAGAAAAGAAUUACGGGUCUCGCUUUCUCCAACACCCUGAAUGUGCUCAUAUCUUCUGGAGCAGACUCUCAGUUAUGUGUGUGGAACACGGAUGGAUGGGACAGGCAGGUUAGUAAAUUCCUGCAAAUCCCUCCCGGGCGCCCCACCUCCGCUGUUUCGGAUACCCGGGUACAGUUUCAUGUAGACCAGACACAUCUGCUCGCCGUUCACGAAUCACAGAUAGCACUUUACGAAGCACCAAAACUUGAUUGUUUGAAGCAGUGGUUCCCUCGUGACGCAAAUCCCAUCACACAUGCAACAUACUCAUGCGAUAGCCAGUCCAUAUACGUCAGCUUCGAAGAUGGAAGUGUGGGUGUUCUUACGGCUCCAGCACUCAGACUUAGGUGCAGGAUUAGUUCCGCAGCGUAUCUACCUCCAAAUCCAAGCUUGAGGGUCUAUCCUUUGGUGAUCGCUGCACAUCCAUCGGAAGCCAACCAGUUUGCUUUGGGACUAACAGACGGUGCGGUCCAUGUGCUAGAACCCCUGGAAUCAGAAGGGAAAUGGGGCACCGCGCCACCGGCUGAGAACGGUGCCGGAGGAGCACCGAGCACUUCCGGUGCCGCCGGUUCAGAACAACAAGCUCAAAGAUGACACCUUUAGAUGAUGCAACGCCACUCGUUCUGGCCUCACAGUUUGAUUUUUCAAGGGAAAGCUGUGGAAAAUGUUUAGGGUACUUAUCUAUAGGGUUUCCUUAGUGUAAUUUGUGGCUCAACUCAACUCUCAACCCCAACCUGGAAGAAGAGUUUUGAAAGCUCCUCUCAUCACAUAAGAGAAGACUAAUGUGGUCUUGAUGCAUUUGGGGCUAUCCUCUUUUUAUUUAUUUAAUUUUUUUUUUGACAUAAAUAUACAUAUGAUUGAAGAAACCUCUAGACAGAUUUGUGGUGUAAAUUAGAUAGUCAAAGAAUGCAUCAAGACAAGAACCAGGGUUUGAGGUCUUCAUGAUAAUAGAUUUCUUUUAUUUUGACUUUGUUCCUGUUAAGGCAUAAUCUGGGCUGUUUGUCUAUUUCAUCUCUUCAUGCUUACUCACAUUGUGUCAUUAGUUGUAAGCACAGUGAAAUUUUGUUGUUCCUGAGCUACUAUUUGGAGUUGUAAU